Charadrius vociferus (killdeer) is the source of this 264-nucleotide messenger RNA. RefSeq names its product serine peptidase inhibitor, Kazal type 9 (gene SPINK9). The coding region runs from base 1 to 264 and encodes 87 amino acids. NCBI's taxonomy places the organism in Eukaryota, Metazoa, Chordata, Aves, Charadriiformes, Charadriidae. The transcript has 5 exons. The record is from RefSeq and is a predicted model, not a curated record. Gene Ontology annotation, molecular function: serine-type endopeptidase inhibitor activity; protein binding.
AUGAAGAUAACAGGCACCUUUGUGCUCCUCACCCUGGCAGUUCUUUGCUUAGCAAUCAGUCAAAAUUCUGAUGCUGCCAAAGAGGAUGAGGUAGACUGCAGUGAAUACAAGAGGUUAGAGAGAGGAAGACCUAUUUACUGUGAAAGACUCUAUCAACCUUUCUGCGGCUCUGAUGGAAAAACAUACAACAACAAAUGUUCUUUCUGCAAAGCAGUCCUAAGAAGCAGAGGUGCCUUACAUAUGAAGCAAGCAGGGGCAUGCUGA